AAUUCAUUUGAGCUAAAUGAAAGAAGGGGAGGCAAAUUAGCGCGACGCUCCGUUUGAGCAGGCAAGACGACAUUCCACGCCACUCCCAGAUCACUUUCACGCCAUUGAAGCCCCCGCUUCGAUCAUUUUCCACUCCAAAUCUCCAGAAAUAAGCAAAUCUACAGAGUUCGGAACAAAUCAGUGCAGCUUUAGGGCCGUCGAAGUUUUUAUUUUCGCUCAGUUGCAGAGGUUAUAGGCUAACAAAACUUUAUUUCAGGACUCUUCUGUUUAUUUGCUUUCUGAAACCCCAUCAAAGGACGGCAAGAUGGGCUACAUUGGACGCCAUGGUGUGGAAACGUUACACAGAUACAAAUAUAGUGGUGUGGAUAGGUCUUAUGUUGCCAAAUAUGUGCUGCAACCAUUUUGGAGCCGUUGCGUUAAUCUUUUCCCUCUUUGGAUGCCGCCCAACAUGAUCACGCUUUUGGGAUUUUUAUUCAUUGUUACAUCGGCUUUUCUAAGUUAUGUGUAUUCACCUCAACUAGAUUCCCCACCUCCCAAGUGGGUUAACUUCAUGCAUGGAUUGCUUUUAUUUUUAUAUCAGACAUUUGAUGCUGUGGAUGGGAAGCAAGCUAGAAGGACAAAUUCAUCAAGUCCAUUGGGGGAGCUUUUUGACCAUGGAUGUGAUGCACUUACAUGUGCGUUUGAAACGAUGGCCUUUGGAAAUUCUAUUAUGAGUGGAAGGCAUACUAUCUGGUUUUGGGUCAUUGCUGCUGUGCCUUUCUAUUGCGCAACAUGGGAAAGUUUUUUUACCAACACGCUUAUACUUCCAGAAAUAAAUGGGCCUACGGAAGGUUUGAUGCUGAUCUAUUCAGUGCAUUUUGUAACUUCUUUCAUAGGUUCUGAAUGGUGGGCUCAGGAUUUUAGACAAGCGAUUGGGGUUCUGGACUGGGUACCUUUUAUUCCAGACAUUCCAGUGUACGACCUAGUUUUGUAUAUCAUGAUCGUUGUUGCUGUGGCUCCUACAGUUGCAUACAAUGUCUAUAAUGUCUACAAAGUAGUUCAGGCAAGAAAGGGAAACAUGCUCCCUGCAUUAGCUAUGCUUUUUCCAUUCAUCACACUUCUGGGUGGAGUUUUUAUAUGGGGAAUGCUAUCUCCAUCUGAUGUGCUGGCUAGUCAACCUCAUCUGUUGUUAGUGGGAACUGGUUUUGCCUUCGGAUAUAUGGUGGGAAGAAUGAUUUUGGCACAUAAUUGUGAUGAACCAAAGGGGUUAAAGACUGGCAUGUGCAUGUCUUUGUUGUUUCUUCCUCUUGCAAUUGCAAAUGCCCUUUCAGCAAAGCUUUUGGGCGGAAUUCCCCUUGUUGAUGAGCUAUGGCUACUACUUGGAUACUGUAGUUUUACAGUUUCUCUUUACAUGCAUUUUGCUGUCAGCAUCAUUCAGGAGAUAACAACUGCUCUCGGCAUUCAAUGCUUCAGGAUAACUAGGAAAGAAGCUUGAGAUGCUGCUUCUUUCGUCCUGGAUGGAAUGUUUCAUCAGAUUGAGGGUACUUAUUUAUGCAUUUUGAAAAUGUCAAAAGACGUCACAAAUGAAAAGUAAAUAGAAAGCAACUCAGCUUUGAUACUGCAAUGUAUUUAUUGAUGAUUUCCCAACAUAGUCAAGUUACCUUUUUCACAAUUGCAACAUUUCUGGUAGUAACAUUCUUCAUCUGGGUUGAAGGAAAUGCAAGAAAGUUGGAAGUGCUUUGGGUGUGAUCAGAGCUGCCUUAUUUCUGGUAGUAACUAUUGCAAGAAAGGUUUCUUUACUUUUGAGAUUAUAGGUUUUGAAAGCAUUAAAUGAAAAAACGAAGAGGGAGAAAAGGGGUAAAAUUUGUUACUUGAGUGAAAUUUGCUGCAGAAACCACAAGGUAGAAGCUGUGGGAUUCAAUUCAGUAAGUAGUCAGUGUCUUUCAGUCUUGGUAACACAUCGAAGGCAUCUGUGCAAAAUGAUUUUUCCUUUUAUUCAGCGUGUCUUCAUGUAUUUUGUUCUAUCAUAAUUUAUUUUUUCCAAUUUAAAUACCCUUUCUGCA
Cryptomeria japonica (Japanese cedar) is the source of this 2042-nucleotide messenger RNA. RefSeq names its product choline/ethanolaminephosphotransferase 1. NCBI's taxonomy places the organism in Eukaryota, Viridiplantae, Streptophyta, Pinopsida, Cupressales, Cupressaceae. The transcript has 19 exons. The coding region runs from base 305 to 1474 and encodes 389 amino acids. Gene Ontology annotation, cellular component: membrane. Gene Ontology annotation, molecular function: phosphotransferase activity, for other substituted phosphate groups. Gene Ontology annotation, biological process: phospholipid biosynthetic process. The record is from RefSeq and is a predicted model, not a curated record.